GCUAAAGCUUCACUAACGGCGGCAGAGAAGCAGCUCCGCGGCAGCCGACAGGAGCUCGACUACUGGAAGCAGAACGCAGCGAGGCUCCGCAGAAGGAACCGGCUGACCGGCCUGGCUAUCGGAGCGUUUGUGGUCGGCAUGUUCUUUAGGUCAGAGAGAAGCUCCGGAACUGCUGCUUUGCAUCCUCAGGUGAGUAAAAGAUUCCUCAGCUCAAAAAAACAGGAUGCAAGGAGGUACGUUGCCAUGGUUGAUCUGCAUGUCCGGUGACGUUUUGCAUGAUGUUGUGACUGACCAUCAGAGCUGUGAUUGGCGCUGUUGGCCUCUGAAGUGAGCAUAACAUUACCUAAUAACCCAGACUUUCACAGCUGAUUUCCCUGCUGCCGUCGCCUGAGGUAAGUUCUGCUGUAGAAACAGUUCUGGAGAGUCAAGUAUAACAGGUGGCUGCCUACUGGGGCUGCAUGAAAGGUAGAUGUUGCUGGAAGGACUUGCACUGGUUAUGUAGCCUGUAUCAUAGUGAAGUCGUUCAAUUUCCAGUUAAAUCUUGGGCUGUAUUCUUAAAUUAGACUGUCUGCUUCACUACUAUGUAAAUUAGUUGUUUGCUGCUGAUUUUCAGUUCAUUUGGUGUAGAUGGAGGUUUAAUCUACAAUUCUACAAUUUCAUUUAACAGACUUUUUUAUCCAAAGUAACGAACAUCUGAGAGAAUCAGAGAGUCAGGAGAAAACAACCUCGAUUAGUGCAAUAAAACAAGUUCAAGUGUCUUUUGCACCAUACUUAUUUAAUUCUUAAAUAUCAUCCCAUGUCACAGUUUCCUACUGAUUGGACUCUCAAGUUAUCCAGGUAAAAAUCUAGUCUGGUUCAAAAAGGAAAGAAAGAAUUGCUUCAAUUUGUAACACAUGAUUGAAUUAAGUUUAUCCAAAUUAAGUUAACAACUAAUAUUAAUUUAUUAAAUCAUUUGAUUCCACUUAAAUGAGCAGCUCAAUUCAACUUGAAGUUUAAAUUUUUCCAAUUUGCUUUACCCAAACAUAAAAUUUAAAACAUGAUUUUGUCAUUACACAUCUAUCAUUCCAUCUUUUUCUUUACUCUGUAGAAGAAAACAGCAGCUGAAUUGCAGCAGGAAAUUUAGAAUGUUGAACCACGCCAAAGGAGUAAAUCUCUGCAUUGACAAUAAAAUUAGAAUACUCAUUUAAAGAAGUGAAUAUCAUGUGAUGAAAUAUGUGAUAAUCUAUGGGACAACAUCCAGUGGUUCAAAAUUAAUUCAGCAUCUCUGUGCAGCAGAUGUUAGUCCAGAAUUACAAACAAGCUCCAUUAGUUGAUUCUCAUUUAUCUGUGCUCUGUUUUGAAAUCAACGCUGUACAUGCAGGUAGAUGUUCAUCCUCCUGGAGACCUCAAAGGCCAUUUGUUUAACUCGUGUACAUUUUUGAAAACAGGUGCAGAUAAACACAACACUGUAGUUUCAGCUCAUAAAAUGUUCACAUGGAGUAGUUUCUAUGGACAACACUCUUUAAAAAUUAAAGCUGUGGCAUACAGGGGCAGUACACUCAUGAAUGAUCUGAAGAAUCCAGUGGUGUCCUGCUUUAACACUCUUUCUAGACCAUAAUAUACAAUUCAACAUAACCUUACAGAGCAUUUUAUGCAUCCAGGAGAGUUCCAGGUGUUAUUACUUUAAGAGGCUUUUCAGAUCUAAUUAUAUAAACUUAUUUUAUGCUAUUUAGAGUCCUAUUUGUUUCAUUUUACAUCAUACUUUUACAAAUUAUUUUCUUUCUUUAAUUUGGAAUUUUAUGCUUUUUUGAUCUUAUUAAAAAUGUAUCAGUUGAUUUGAAUAUAUAGUUAAUUUGUGUGUGUGUGUGUGUGUUUUGGGGUGUUAGCUGUUUCCUAACUUGAUCAGCUGUGCCAGAUCUUCACUGUUCAGAGAGAUCUGUAUAUGCAGUGGGACAUUUCUAAAUAAUACAGUAUAUGUUUUAGAAGAUCUUAAACGAAACACAUCCAUCCAUCAUCUAUACACCGCUUGAUCGUCAUUAGGGUCGCUGGGGUGCUGGAGUCUAUCCCAGCUGACUUGGGGCGAAGGCAGAGGACACCUGGACAGGUAGCCAGUCCAUCACAGGGCUAAACGAAACACAGCAAAUAGGAAAACAUCAUGUGUCUUUUUCACUCUGAACUUUUCUCUCUUUCUGUGUCUCUUUCAUGGAUGUAAAUGUUUAGUUUCUCUUGCAUCAGUCCAGCUGCAGAAGACACAGUGAAGAAGAUGUACAUUCUUGUCCUCCUGCUGGUCUUCCUCACUCCUGGAUGUGGGAAUGGGCUGAAAUAUAGAUUUUACAGUGGCUCUUAUAAGACAAGCUGGGCUAAAGCACAGAACUACUGCAGGACCCACCACACUGAUCUGGUCACAAUCAGAGAUGCAACUGAGAAUGAGGACUACUAUGGGGGGUCAGGCUGGAUUGGACUGUACCGAGAGGAUGCAUCAAGUCCAUGGAAAUGGUCCAGAGGAGAUGAGAUAGCCAACUUCAUCAUCUGGGAAGAAGAUCCACUCCCACCUGAAAACUGUGCUUUUAAGUACCCCGGAACAAAAAAGUGGGAGGUCGAUGAAUGUAAUGCCAAGCAUUCCUUCAUGUGUUCUGAUGAGAAGCUGUUCCUGGUGAAGGAGAACAAGACAUGGGAGGAGGCCUUAGAGCACUGCAGGUCUCUGGAGACUGUGGACCCAAAUGAGGCAAACACUCCUUACCAGAACCACCGCUAUGACCUGGCCACCCUGAUCACUCCCGAAGACCACGAUCUUGCUCGAGAGAUUGCACAAGAGUCUACCACUAGAGCAGUGUGGACGGGUCUGCGUUACCUGGCUGAUCAGUGGAUGUGGGUGAGAGGAGAACCGGUGACGUAUCAGAUGAGUUCAAACUGUCCGGGUUCCAGAUCCUGUGGCGCCCUGGAAAAGGAUGGAAAUGCACCUUUCAAUACAAGAAAGUGCCACCAGAGAAAGAACUUUCUUUGUUCAAGGAGGCCUUAAACAGUAGUGGCAUGUUACCAAAUACACUCACUCAUGUACUGACUUUAAGUACAAAUUUGAGGUAUCUUUACGAUAUGAGACUAAGUACUUGUCUAUUGCUACAUGUCAGAGGCUACUAUUAGACUUACUACUCCACUGUUUUUAUCUAACUGCUAUAGUUACUAUGCAAAUUCAAUUUUCUUACACACUAAACAGUGCUCCCAUAUUCCCUCAUUUGAUGUGGUGGUGAUGGUGGUGGAGAGCGAUGUCUGACACAUCAGUGACUCCUCGGUAGAUGGAGGUAUAGUUAUCUUGGAAGAGAUUGGUUUAGGAUGAAACUUUACAUCUUUGCUUUACAUUUCUCUAUAUUUUUAAUGUUUAGCACGACAUUAUAAAAUACUUUGUUCAAAGACUUCUGCCUCUGACUUCAAAAAUAGUCAUGAUAAAGACCCAAUUUCGAGAUUGAAACUUCUAAUUAUGAGUUAUUUAGUUGGCAUCUUAAUAUUUUUUGAGAUAGUUGUCCUUUCUUUCCUGAAUACAACGUACUUCCAUGCUAAACCACACAGCAAGAAGGUUUACAAUAAAAUUGUUGCCUUUAAAAAAGUUGCCAUAAAAAUGACAUGACCAGCGUGCACGUGGCCAUUUGUGGACCUGAUCCCACCACUACCUCCCAUCUGCAGCUUCUUCCUGAGCAGCCCGCCUCAGCAGCUCUUUGUUUUGUGAGCUUCCUGUAAAAUUACUGCUAAUGUUAACACUGAUUUAUUCAAAUAUUUGUGAACUGUUUGAGACCCUCCUUCCUAUAGCAGCUGUUGAGUUUUACAUUAUAUUCAUUAUGUAGUGGGUCAGCAUCACUCAUACUAACGAAUGUCUUUGACUCUACAGAAUGGUUUUGUUUUGGCACCUAAGAAUAGUUUAGUCAAUUAAGUCUUCUUUUACUUAAGUUUGGUUUGCAACAAGGUAACUGUGAUCUUAAGUCGAUAGAAAAUAAUCUGUAGGUGAAAUAAUUUGACUUCUGCAGUAGCAUAUUCCCUUUUGUUGUCAUUUUGUAUUUAGAAUUACAUUUAUUAGCCUAAUUAGUGUUCUGAAAACAAUAAAUGGCAUAAAAACAAUGA
Molecule: messenger RNA, 4089 nt
Organism: Amphiprion ocellaris (clown anemonefish)
Lineage: Eukaryota; Metazoa; Chordata; Actinopteri; Pomacentridae
Product: cytochrome c oxidase assembly factor 3 homolog, mitochondrial
Exons: 4
Coding region: 2192-2998 (268 amino acids)
Biological process (GO): mitochondrial respiratory chain complex IV assembly
Cellular component (GO): mitochondrial inner membrane
Source: RefSeq, a predicted model, not a curated record